Messenger RNA from Lolium rigidum, 1864 nucleotides. Its product is annotated as protein DGS1, mitochondrial-like. The record is from RefSeq and is a predicted model, not a curated record. Gene Ontology annotation, cellular component: mitochondrial outer membrane. The coding region runs from base 1 to 1731 and encodes 576 amino acids. NCBI's taxonomy places the organism in Eukaryota, Viridiplantae, Streptophyta, Magnoliopsida, Poales, Poaceae. The transcript is spliced from 14 exons.
AUGGCGACCUCGCCGGGCGAUACUCUGAUCGAUGGAGGCCAUCUAGUCGCUAAGCUGGCUGCGGCCGCUCUGCUAGCGCCCGCUCUCGUAUGGAGUUCGGGUCUCCUCCCCGGCACCUCCAAUCUCUACCGCCGACUCUUUCGUGGCCGCCGCCGGCAUGCUCUCCCGCUCCCCAUUAGCCAUGAUGCCGUCGACUCCUUACGGAUUGCUGGUGAGAUGCCCAAAUCCUUGGCCAUCUUAGAAGAUGUCGUGCAACACACUCUGUCUAAUCUGCAUACUAUUCACAAAAGCAUACAGUAUUGGCAGUCAAGAGCCUUGGGAACAGAUUCACAUCUAGUGUAUUUUAUGAUGUUUCAAAGAGGUCCAGAGGCCUUUGCUCAAGCAACAUGCCAAGCUCUGACUAGCCUCAGGAGCAACGGAAGCCCAUCCGAGUACCUUUUACACUCUGCAUCUGAUAUCAGGAUUAUAAUCGUAUACAUGAAUUUUAACUUGCAAUUUCAACAGGUAUAUUCUGAAGUUGAUACAUGCAGAGAUAAAUUAACGGAAAGUUCAGAUCAAUCACUGUGUACACUGAUCGCGGCUUUGGACUUUGUCUUCCGCGAAUUGGAGGACUCUUUUGGAAAUGCUGGCGAUGGUCAAAUUGUAGCAACACAUGACGGAAACGUACCUAUGCGUCUCUUCAAAAGUUUGCCAGAAGUUCAUGUUGGGAGUUCAGACGCUGUAACAGAAAGCGCUAUAAGUUUAAUCUAUGAAAACUUGCAGGGGCUGGAUAGUUUUGUUUCUUCUGAGAUUUCAAGCCAUAGAAAGCCACGAAAUAUUACCAUAUACUGGUUACCCUACACAUUUGGAGCAAUCGGCCUUUCUGCAUGUUCUCUGUGGCUUUUACGCCAUAGUAGCUUGAUGGGAAGUUCUGACAUGGACAACUGGAUUCAUGAUGCUAAGGAGUCGGCUGCUAGAUUUUGGGAUGUGAAUGUUGCAAAACCGACCAUUUCCAUUAGAGAUUUGCUUCUCGGGGUAUUCAAGUGCACAGAUAAAUGUGGAGUGAGAAAACUUGAGGCCCAAUCGACUGCAGAAUCAUUGCGAAGGAUGUUACUUGCCUUCUCUGAGCAAACUUUGAAUGAAGAACAGCCACAAGAUGCAUCAGAGCAAGCUUUGAUGGACACUGUCAUGAAGAGAUAUGAGGAGGAGCUGAAGCAUCCAGUUCAAAACAUGUUCAGUGGAGAAUUAGCCCGUACCAUGCUUAUUGAGAUCCAGAAGCAUAGACUAGAUCUUGAGCAGUCAUUGGUGGAAUUGGAUCGUAUUGUGAAGGCAAAUCGGAUAAAUCUUGCUAUGCUUGCAGCUCUGCCUACAUUUGGUCUUUCUCUUCUGCUGCUCAGUCCAGUACGAGCAUUGGCUGUGCAUGUCCAAGGUGCAGAAAGGAAAGGCAGGAUUGCAAGGCGUCAGGGAAGGCUGCUUCUCAUUCAGGCUGAGCAAAAACUUAUGGAGUUCAUGAGAUGCAAAGAUAAUGAAAUGGAUGAAGAGGCGUGCUUUAAUUUUGGAUUGGCAGUGUACGCGCUUGACAGACUAUACAAUGCUGUUGAGUUUCAUGCUCGGGGAACAGACGAGUGGUUUAGAGUUAGAGAAGACAUUUUUCAGCUGGCAAUGCCUAGCACGGGAAUGCAGCGUAAGAAGAAUAUUUUAUCGCGACUGGAUUCGAUGUACGAGUGCCUAUUUCCACUGCAACAUCUGUAAAUCUCUUAUUUAUCAGGCUUUGGUCGAGCAGUGAUUCAGUUAACUUACCUGUAAAUUAUACCGUGAAAAAUCUGCUACUUAUAUUGUGCUAGAACACGUGAAGAUUUUAACGUGAAUGCUUGUGACUUUGUGA